Messenger RNA from Pogoniulus pusillus (Red-fronted tinkerbird), 4001 nucleotides. Its product is annotated as signal transducer and activator of transcription 1-alpha/beta-like. Lineage: Eukaryota; Metazoa; Chordata; Aves; Piciformes; Lybiidae. Gene Ontology annotation, biological process: type I interferon-mediated signaling pathway; response to peptide hormone; regulation of transcription by RNA polymerase II. The record is from RefSeq and is a predicted model, not a curated record. Gene Ontology annotation, molecular function: RNA polymerase II cis-regulatory region sequence-specific DNA binding; DNA-binding transcription factor activity, RNA polymerase II-specific.
AUGCUAGUCAGCAGUCCAAAUGACUCAGUGUAUCAGCUGCAACAACUUGAUUCCAAGUUUUUGGAACAAGUCCACCAGCUGUACGAUGACAUUCCUAUGGAAAUCAGGCAGUACCUGGCUCAAUGGCUGGAAAACCAGAUUGGUAGAGCACAGAAAUUUGCCUUCUGGAUGUGUGGGGAACAUGCAGCCAACAAUGUGUCUUUUGCAACGGUGCUAUUCCAUGACCUGCUGUCACAGCUUGAUGAGCAGUUUAGUAGAUUCUUUGAUAAAAACAACUUUUUGCUGCAGCACAACAUAAGGAAAAGCAAGCGUAAUCUUCAGGAUAACUUCCAAGAAGACCCUGUACAUAUGGCAAUGAUUAUUUACAACUGUCUGAAAGAAGAGAGAAAAUCUAACAGUGCCCAGCUGUCGAAUCAGAUGGAAGUGGGGAGUGCACAGAACACUGUGAUUGGGAUGCUGGACAAACAGAAGGAGCUGGAUGCAAAAGUUAGGACUGUGAAAAAAAGUGUUACAGAUGUGGAGCAAGACAUCAAGACGUUAGAGGAUAUGCAAGAUGAAUAUGACUUCAAAUAUAAAACUUUGCAGAACAGAGAGCACGAGUCCAAUGGGAUGUCGCAGGAUGACUCUAAGAAAGAACACAUGAAUCUCAAGAAGAUGUUCCUAUCCCUUGACCUGAAGAGGUAGGAAGUGGUGAACAAGAUAGUGCAGCUGCUGAACACCACAGAACACACACAGAGCGCUCUUAUUAAUGAGGAGCUGGUGGAGUGGAAACACAGACAACAGACUGCGUGCAUUGGUGGCCCACCCAAUGCUUGUCUUGACCAGCUGCAGAACUGGUUCACUGUUGUUGCUGAAAGCCUACAGCAAGUCCGCCAGCAGCUCAAAAAGCUUGAGGAACUGGAGCAGAAGUUUACCUAUGAGCCUGAUCCUAUCACAAAAAACAAACAAGUUCCAGACAGAACCCACAGCCUUUUCAGACAGCUCAUCCAGAGCUCCUUUGUGGUAGAGAGGCAGCCUUGCAUGCCAACACAUCCUCAGAGGCCUUUAGUCCUGAAGACAGGAGUUCAGUUUACUGUAAAACUGAGGUUGCUGGUGAAGUUGCAGGAGUUGAACUACAACUUGAAAGUGAAAGCUUUCUUUGAUAAAGAUAUAAGUGAGAAGAACUCAGUCAAAGGGUUCAGGAAAUUCAAUAUUUUGGGAACAAGCACAAAAGUAAUGAACAUGGAAGAGUCUACUAAUGGAAGUCUAGCAGCAGAAUUUAGGCACUUGCAACUGAAAGAGCAGAAGAAUGCAGGAAGCAGAACAAAUGAGGGCCCUCUCAUUGUAACAGAAGAACUUCAUUCUCUGAGUUUUGAGACACAGCUGUGCCAGCCUGGCUUGGUAAUAGACCUAGAGACCACAUCCCUUCCCAUUGUUGUGAUCUCAAACGUGAGCCAGCUUCCAAGUGGAUGGGCUUCUAUCUUAUGGUUCAACAUGCUGUCUACCGAUCCCAAGAACCUGUCCUUCUUUCUGAAUCCACCUUGUGCAAAGUGGUCUGUCCUCUCUGAAGUUCUGAGCUGGCAGUUUUCUUCUGUAACAAAGAGAGGACUUAAUGCAGAUCAGCUGAGCAUGCUGGGAGAGAAGCUACUUGGGCCAACAAGUGGAGGAGCUCAUGAUGGCCUCAUUCCUUGGACAAGAUUCUGCAAGGAAAAUUUAAAUGAUAAAAACUUCCCCUUUUGGCUGUGGAUUGAAGGAAUCUUGGAGCUUAUUAAGAAACACCUCCUGUGUCUCUGGAAUGAUGGCUGCAUCAUGGGUUUCAUCAGCAAGGAGAGAGAACGUGCUUUGCUGAAGGACCAGCAGCCAGGAACCUUCUUACUGAGGUUCAGUGAGAGCAGCAAAGAGGGAGCUAUCACCUUUACCUGGGUAGAAGGAUCUCAAAAUGAGCCCCAGUUCCAUUCUGUAGAGCCAUACACCAAGAAGGAGCUCUCUGCUGUCACCUUCCCUGAUAUCAUCCGCAACUACAAAGUGAUGGCAGCUGAAAACAUUCCUGAAAACCCCCUGAGGUUCCUGUACCCAGAUACACCCAAGGACAACGCCUUUGGCAAGUACUACUCCAGGCCAAAGGAAGCACCAGAACCAAUGGAUGUGGAUGGUCCCAAGGGAAAUGGCUACAUCAAGACAGAGUUAAUAUCUGUGUCUGAAGUCCACCCUUCCAGGCUCCAGUCUCCAGAAAACUUGCUCCCCAUGUCUCCUGAAGAAUUUGACGAGGUGUCUCGGAUGGUGGGCCCAGCAGAGAUUGAUACUGUGAUGUGUUCAGCGUAUUCAACUUAGAGGUUGAGCUUUUACUGCAUCAUUAGUACAGCUGAUCAGCUUAUGCAUCCUGCUCUGCAGUCAAGGAUUUGGUGAUACCCUUCAAUUCUUUAGUUUCUCAACCUGAAGUUCCAGCACAAUUUUUUAUCUAAUGGGCAUAUAAACAGCAGGCUGAGCAGCCUCCUCACAGGCACGGGGGUUGGUAUUUUUUUUCAGUUUAGAUCUAAACAAGAUCCCUGCCUUGAGGAGAGGAAUGAGAAGUCAUCAGCGAGAGCAGUGGGAAGAAUCAUUAAAGAAUGGAUGAAAUUUAAUGUUUGAAAGAGUUAGCUGUACACAGAGAGCUUCAAAGGGUUCUGUUCAGAAUUCUUGCACCUCCUGCCUAACAAUUUCUGAAGAACUUUCAUAGCUUUGAACUUUCAUCUACACCAGAGAGAAAAGGACCACUGCAGGUAUUACGCCAUGCUCAGUCUGUGUGCUGCCGAAGUUUAUCCUGGUUUUGUCUCCUAAGGGCAUGGGAUACUGAGAGAACACCAGCCAGAAAUGGUGCCUGCAUGUUCAUUUUGCAGAGGGUGUUUAGCACAAUGUCUCAUAAAGAAUGCUUUUUAGGACAUCACCGUAAAGGCUGCACUGGCACAUGCUGAGCUUGCAGCUCAAACCAUGUCCUAGCAAGCCUAAAGCCUGUGCAGGCUCUAGCAGCAGUAUCAGACAAAACCAGAGCCUAUUUUUAAGAGCAGAACAGGGGUUGGAGGACGUGGUUAUUCACUGUAAUUAAUCUGCCCAGGUAAGGUGAUGAUGAUCACUUUGUGGCUUUUACAUGUCCCAUUUAGGUUAUACCAGGUGGAACAAACAUGGAUUGUCUCCUGCAUUAUGAACCAGGGCAUGCAUUUCACUGUUGACUGGAAUACCUACAGCACCCUACUGGCUUUGGUAAUGAAGUGAGCAACAUUUAGACUGAGUAGUGGCUGUAGGAUAAUAUAGCUGUAGUACAGACGUUCAGGAUGAAGUUAUGCUCUCACCAGAGGACAGGUUUGUUUCUCAGCAUGUUUGUGAACAAAGAGGCAAAGGAUGUCUUAAGCAGCUGGUCUCUUGGACUAUGGACACCUACUGUCCUCUGCUGGCUCACUGGCAUGUAGCCGAGAGGGCAACCUGCAGCACACUCAUGCAGCAUCUCCCCUAUUCAAGUACAUGAUCUCUAGCCGGCCCUGCUUGAGCAGGAGAGGUGAACAAGAUGGCCUCCUUAGCCUGUGUGUGACGCAGUGGCAGCUGCCACUGCAGCCUCUCACCCCCACUACUACCAGCUCUCGGUGCCUGGGAGGAACUGCAGAGCAGCUUCUCUACUGUUCAGAAAUGCUUGACCUGUUCUCUGCAGCUCUCACUCAAACAAGUGGUUCUGUUUUUUAAUACCUGAUAGAGGAUUCCUUGGCCAUUUAAAAUACAUGGAGCUGACAUUUUGGACCUUUCUAUUAUUUUUUGGCUACUUCCAUUAGUCUGCCACCAGCUUAUAGCUCAUUUUCAGUGUGCUUGUGCAGCUGAAGAGGUGCAGCUGUGAAGUGUCAGGCAGUGCAGAUGCUUUUACUUUACUGUAUUGGUGCAGGUCAGUUACAGAUUUCCUAGAAAGGAGGGGGGUGGUUUAAUUCUUUUUAUAACUGCUUGUAUCAUGUUAUGGAUUAAUUCCUCCCCAACCAAACUUAAAUAAACACAACUUAAAUUUA